AUCUCUCUCUCUUUCCUUCUCUGCUGUUGUGUUGUCUUCUUGGGCUCUCCUUUCGUAGCAAUGAUUCCAUAGCUGCUCCCUCCUUCCCCUGAACCCUCUCUUUCAACACAAUCUUUUUUUUUAAAAAAACAAAAACCCCUCUCUCCUUCUCUCUUCAUUUCUCAACAGAAACAUAAUAAAGCUGCGUGUUUAGCCCAGAUCCCAAUAUAUACCCUCUCUCUCUCUCACUCUCUCUCUCUCUAGCCUUCUUAAUCAGGCUCCUCAAAGAAAAUAAACAAAGAAAAAAAAGAAAAAAAAUGCAAGAGCCGAGCUUGGGAAUGAUGGGCGGAGGUGCGGAAUUGUGCGUCGGCGGCGGAGGCGGAGGAGGGGAGCAGAGCAACCGGCAGCUGAAGGCGGAGAUAGCGACACACCCGCUGUACGAGCAGCUACUGUCGGCACACGUGGCGUGCCUGCGAGUGGCCACCCCAAUCGACCAGCUCCCGCUCAUCGACGCCCAGCUCUCCCACGCCUCCGACCUCCUCCGCUCCUACGCCGCCGCCGCUGCCGCCGGUGGCCUUUCCCCUCACGACAGGCAGGACCUCGACAACUUCUUGGCGCAGUACUUGAUAGUGCUGUGUGGGUUCAAAGACCAGCUGCAGCAGCACGUCCGAGUUCACGCCGUCGAGGCCGUCAUGGCCUGCCGUGAAAUCGAAACCUCCUUCCACUCUCUCACCGGAGUGAGCCUAGGAGAAGGGACUGGGGCGACAAUGUCGGACGACGAGGACGAUCUUCAGAUGGACUUCUCACUCGACCAACCCGGCGGCGGCGGCGGCGGAGGAAUGAUGGGGAGUAGUAGCAGCAGCGCCGCCGAUGCGCAUGACAUGAUGAUGGGGUUCGGCCCUCUCCUUCCAACGGAGUCGGAGAGGUCGCUGAUGGAGAGGGUUCGUCAGGAGCUGAAGAUCGAGCUGAAGCAAGGGUUCAAGUCGAGAAUCGAGGAUGUGAGGGAAGAGAUCCUGAGGAAGAGGAGAGCUGGCAAGUUGCCCGGAGACACCACCACCGUCCUCAAGAACUGGUGGCAGCAACACUCCAAGUGGCCUUACCCAACCGAGGAUGACAAGGCGAAGCUAGUGGAGGAGACGGGGCUGCAGCUGAAGCAGAUAAACAACUGGUUCAUCAACCAAAGGAAACGAAACUGGCACAGCACCUCUCAAUCUGUCACCUCCCUCAAGUCCAAGCGGAAGAGGUAGAGAGAUCGACCAAAUCAUGAUCAGCCAACUGAAGAGCUCAGCUAUAUAAAUAGACGGUGUCUCUAUGAAUGUAUAAAUGGAGAUAUAGAGGGAAAUCUUUGAGUUUCAUAAUCGUGACUUUUUGUUUCACAUUAAUCACUCGAUAGCUAACACGUGUUAAUGUUGCGAAUGUAUAAAAGAAACACACAUGUUGAUGAUUGAUUAUAUUUGAUACGAUACAUGAUACAUUUACUAAUUUCUAAUAAGUAUAUAGCUGUUUUCUGCUACA
Messenger RNA from Linum tenue, 1494 nucleotides. NCBI's taxonomy places the organism in Eukaryota, Viridiplantae, Streptophyta, Magnoliopsida, Malpighiales, Linaceae. The record is from the annotation of a GenBank genome assembly.